This is a messenger RNA of Salvelinus fontinalis (brook trout), 2155 nucleotides long. RefSeq names its product protein FAM110A-like. The coding region runs from base 201 to 1460 and encodes 419 amino acids. NCBI's taxonomy places the organism in Eukaryota, Metazoa, Chordata, Actinopteri, Salmoniformes, Salmonidae. The transcript has a single exon. The record is from RefSeq and is a predicted model, not a curated record.
UAGGGCACCAGGGUUCAAGUGACACCCUUAUGGGAACUGGAAGAAGACGGAAUCAUAUCAUAUCAGCCACAAGCAAAAUCCUGUCAGCUUUUGGGGACAGUAUGAUCCUGGAGUGAAGACAUCUGAAUAAUUUUGACUUUGGGUGGCCAAAGAAAGCAGGAUAAAGACAGGAGUCAAGGACAAACAAGCCCACCUGCAGCAUGCCUGUCGAGACCCUCCAGCCUGGCCUGAGACAGCCGGUGGCAGUGAGGGCUGCUGCUGCUGGAACGCCCAACCGCCUUCUCAUGCCCAACCGCCGCCUCCUCCAACCAAGAACAUUGGAAGCAGCUGAGCCCAGGCAGAGUGCAGUGGAGAGACUGGCAGCAGACAAGGCUAAAUAUGUCAAGAACCAGGUGGCCCUCUUUAAGCAACAGCCAAUCAAAGUGCCUCCACCUAUCAUGCGCAAGCCUCUGAUGUCCCCUGCCCUGCGGCCCACCCGUAAGGCCCAACUGCCUCGCCCUGACUUCACCCAGCAAGGGAGUUCCCCACUGGACCUGAAGCACCUGAGUAACCUGAUCAACGGGGUGGGUGAGGCUGAAACUCCCCCUACCUCCCCAACCAUGGACCCAGUGGAGAGUAGUCAGGCCCCUGACUGCCCCACUACCAACUCUCCCUGUCCCUCUCCAAUCUCUGCUGGGGCUGGGUCAGGGGCUGCUGAGAGUAUCCAGACCCUCUGUCCUGAGUGGUCCACCCCAGUCAAAGUAAGGGUAAAUGCCUCUGGCCCACUAAGUCCUACAGGGUCUCCUACUGCAGUGACCAUACGUAGAGUGGACGUCAUACCCCAACCCCACCACACCACACCAGUGAGGACGCCCCUUAGAGCACAGCAGCAGAUGCGCGUCCCAUUGCAGCCCAUGGCUCUGCAUCCACACACCCAGAUCCACAACGCAAUGUCACCUCUGCGUCUCUUCCACCCCCGAACUACCUAUGCACCAGGCCCUGCGUCUCCUAAACCUGUCCCAGCCCCUCCACCACAAAACCACACCCCAAACCGCACCUCCCAGUCUAGCCCCGUCCAGCUCCCAGCCAACCCCCCCAUACUCCCGCCCUCCCCGUCGGUCACCUGCUUAUCGUCCGGUAGUUCCAGGAAACGUCCCUCUCUGAACCGCUCCAAAUCUGACAUGAGUGACCGUUACUCCCGGGCCAGUACUGAGCUGGAGCACUUCUUCAACCUGUGUGGUUUGGACACUUCGGAGAUGCAGGUGCUGAAGGGGCCAGGCUCAGACAUCGCCUCCCUUGCACAGUUCCGCAGUGCCAGCGCUCCUGGGUCAGAGUGUGCAGGCCAGGAGGGUGAAGAGGAAGGUGGGGCUGCAGAGCCGGCACCCUAUGGCGUCUCAGUAAUUGAGAGGAACGCCAGAGUUAUCAAGUGGCUUUAUGGUAUCCGCACAUCCAAGGAUAGUGCCAGGAGCACCAACAUGUAGGGCCAUGAGAGACUGAUGUAAAUAUAGGCAGGGGAGAAAAACAUGGAGGUGCACUUUAAACACGAUUCCUGUACAGAGAAAAAAGCAGGAGAAGUGUGACUGCCGGUAUAAACCAACUAAUGAAAAUGAAAGGAAGGGACUGAUCUGGACUAAUAGUGAAAGAAACUGUCUGUCAAUGCAGUUUGAUACAGUGUUGGACAUCAUUUGUGCAAAUUAUUUAUUGCAUGGUACUUGGUACUAACACCUGUUUCAUCCAGCGCAAAGCAGCAGUGUUUGGUGAAUGACGCUUCUAUUGAUGAUGUGGAUCCUCUGUACCUCAUCUCCCAUCGGUCCUCGGUCCUCAAGGAGGCUCAGAAAAGGCCUGACGUCCAAGGCUACUCACCUUCCUCCAGCCAUUAUCAUUGGUAGUUCCAUGGUGAAGCACAUCUUAGUUCCUGGAGCUAAAACCCUGUGCUACCUGGGGGCUACGGUGAAGGAUAUCACAGGAUUUAUUUGUUCCCAGCCAAGAGCUGCUGCUGUUGUAGUGCAUGUGGGAACAAAUUAUAUCAAAAAUGGUAAAUCAGAGAUAAUGAAACAGGAUUUUAUUGCGCUGAUCAACACCCUAAAAGGCUCUGAAAAGCAGCCGAUUAUAUCUGGCCCCGUGCCAUCGCUGAGUCUCGACUGUGAAAGGUUCAGCAGGCUUUUAGCACUUCAUA